AUGGUCAAGAGAAUCGCCAAGUACGGCUUCAAGUCGGGUAUCCUCCCUAAGCCACGUCAAAUUGUUGAGCCCUAUAAGACCCGUAAGGAGAUCGAGGCUUUGGAAAAGGCCAACGUUGGUUUCCGUGAUCCGGAACUCAUCCCCAAGGGUGUCAAAGCCGCCGUGAUUCCCCUCAAGCCCCGCGUGACCAUCGAUUCAAUCAUUGAAAAAAGUGCAAAGGAACCUACCCCUGGCGGAACAGCAUCUAAGCGUGCACCCUGGCGUCAGGAACUUUCUGCCAUGCGCCGCUCAUUCCUUGUCCAAUCUCUUCAGAACCAGGACCGUGCAGAACUGCGCGCAAUGAAACUCCGCGAGAAGCGCGAGGCUCGCCAGGAAGCUGAGGACCUCAAGAAGGCCGACCCUGAACUCACUAAGCAGUCUGAGUCUACUCUCCUCACUCUUCCUACCAUUGAAUCCUUCCUCAACAACACACACCCAUCUACUUCCAGCAUAACAAGCAUAAACGAUGUUUCUCAGUUUGUCGUUCCUCGCACCCGCGCUGAACAAAAGCUUCUUAACACCCAGAGAAAGGCCAAUUUGGUCCGCAAGCGUUUGGCCGAAACUGAGUCUCGUGCACGCUCCUUCCUCGAGCUUUACCAGAGCACAUCUACUUUCAUUACCACUGAGGAGGGUCUCAACGCUGCCAUCGAGGCCGAGUUUGCUCAGCCUGACCAUCCUGCUAUGGGCGGUCGUUUUAGCGGUCGUUCCCAAGGGUUCUUUUCAUCGUCUCUCCCCUUUUCCAACAACCCCUUUUCUGCCUUUGAGUCUUCUUCUACCCCAUCUUCCGCCAUUCUUUCUGCCCCAACAUUUGCCAAUGUGACUUCGGCCGGUGUUUCUGCACCAGGAACCUCUGUCCAACAGGAAAAGGUCUUGUCCGAGUCUGAAAAGGACUCUUUCCGCAGCACCAUGGCUAAGCAACUCUAUGGCGUCACCUCCAACUUUGCGCCGGGUCUUGCUGAAGUCGAGGACGCCAUCUCCGGCGCUACCGUCCAGCACCACAAGAUUCUUGCUGAGCUGCUCCAGGAACAGGAACGUCUCCAGUCCCAGGUCGACGCUGAGCGUGAAUCGAAAUAA
Magnusiomyces paraingens is the source of this 1113-nucleotide messenger RNA. RefSeq lists its product as uncharacterized. NCBI's taxonomy places the organism in Eukaryota, Fungi, Ascomycota, Dipodascomycetes, Dipodascales, Dipodascaceae. Bases 1 to 1113 code for a protein of 370 amino acids. The record is from RefSeq and is a predicted model, not a curated record. The transcript has a single exon.